Molecule: messenger RNA, 537 nt
Organism: Danaus plexippus (monarch butterfly)
Lineage: Eukaryota; Metazoa; Arthropoda; Insecta; Lepidoptera; Nymphalidae
Product: ejaculatory bulb-specific protein 3-like
Exons: 3
Coding region: 38-418 (126 amino acids)
Source: RefSeq, a predicted model, not a curated record
UUAUUACAAAUAUCGUGUGGGAAGGUCUACCAUCAACAUGAAGGUAGUCAUUCUUCUGUCAUUAUUGUCAGUUGUGGCUGCCAAUGACCACUUCUAUUACAAUUUGAUACCUCUGGAAGUAACAGCUUUAGCGAAGAACCCUAAACAAAUAUUCGAAUUCCUUGACUGCUUGCUUGAUAAGGGUCCUUGCAAUGAUGUCUUUGAAGGCUAUAGAGCCGUUUCUUUGGAAGCUGUCCAACAGGCUUGUAAAAGAUGUACUGCCGAUCAAAAAAGAUUUGGUAACAUCUUUUUAAUGAUUUUGAGAAAGUUGCUACCUCAAGAAUAUCACAAUUUUAGAUAUAAAUACGACCCGAAAAACAAACACUUCGAUGCUCUUGAAGCAGAACUGAGCAAAUACAAAUAUCUGCCAUGUCUAUAAGUAACUGAAUGACAUUCUAUUUAGUUACCGCCUGUUAUGAGUUAAACGAUAAUUUUCAAUUCAAUUCUUCUGAUUUAUACUUCUUCCUGUUACUUCAAUAAACUUUCUGUCUUUCUUAA